AUGAUAAGCGUUGGGUCAUUUGUUUUGGAAAAUGAAGAAAAUAAGAAUAAUGAAAGACAUCGUAAUGAACAAGGAUUGGGAUGGAUUAUAACAAGUUUUUUUCUGGUCGGUGAUUUAGCUGGUGGCGGAAUUGUCGCAUUACCGGCAGCUAUUGUGCAAACAAAUUUCUGGCCCGGUUUAAUAAUGAACACAUUAAUGGCUUUUGCAAUGGGAUAUACAGCACAUAUGUUAGGUCUUGGUUGGGUAAUUUUGCAACGCAGAUGGCCAGAAUAUCGUGAACACUGUCGGAAACCGUAUCCUGAAAUGGGUGGACGUGCAAUGGGCAACGUCAUAAAGCAUUUAGUAUCAGUGUGUAUUGACAUAACACAAUUUGGUAUCGCUGUUGUCUACCUGAUAUUAUCAGCUAAAAAUAUAAGCGAUUUUAUCGAUGCAUUCUUCAAAAUUGAAAUAUCAUUUUGUUUUAUGAUAUUAGUAGUUGGUAUUUGUCUCCUACCAGUCACAUUUUUGAAAUCACCGCAAGAUUUUUGGUGGGCGAUAAUAUUGGCAAUGAUUACAACAAUGCUUGCUUUAAUUAUGGUUAUGAUUGGUGCUAUGAUGGAUUAUUCCACUUGUUCACCGCAACGAGCCUUUAAUACUAAUUUUAUGCCAACGAAUUAUUUUCUUGCACUUGGAACGACGUUAUUUUCGUAUGGCGGACAUGCUGCAUUUCCAACAAUUCUUCAUGAUAUGCGUAAACCGUAUCAUUUCACACGAUCUUCUAUUUUGGCAUUCUUUAUUGUGUAUAUGCUUUAUACACCGGUUUGCAUUCUGGCUUAUUUAACAUAUGGAAAUUCAUUACAUGAAUCGGUUCUUAAUUCCGUUCAAAAUACUGCUUUACAACAGGGUGCUAAUAUUUUGAUCACACUUCAUUGCAUACUUACACUUACCAUUGUAUUUAAUCCACUUAAUCAGGAAGCUGAGGAAAUUUUCGGCGUUCCACAUCAUUUUUGUUGGCAAAGAGUAUUGGUUCGAACGGGAAUGAUGUUAACUGUAGUUUUUGCUGCAGAAAGUUUACCAUCAUUUGGACCACUGUUAGGUUUAGUUGGCAGUUCAACCUUAACUUUAACAUCACUCAUCUUCCCAUGCUUAUUUUACUUGUAUUUAACAGUUGGCGAUGAAAUAGCGGAAGAAAAAGGAAAGAAAAAGAUCGAUGAGAUACCUCCUUUUACUCAAGUGUUGAUACGAUCACCAAGACGACGUUUGAUAAUUUGUUUAUUAAUUAUUGUGUUUGGAGUGAUUGGUGGUGGAUUGGCAACUUAUACAGCAAUCAAGGAAUUAGCAACAACACGAUUCACUGAGCCAUGUUACAUUAAACCAUUCUUAUCAUCUAUCGAUUCAAAAUCUCCCGGUUAUCUGAAUUGUUGUGGUGCAUGGCAAAAUAUCACACGACUAGGAGAUAAUUCUGAUUGCAAUCCAUAUUUUGAUUUCUAUGGUGAAAAAUAG
Messenger RNA from Cercopithifilaria johnstoni, 1482 nucleotides. NCBI's taxonomy places the organism in Eukaryota, Metazoa, Nematoda, Chromadorea, Rhabditida, Onchocercidae. The record is from the annotation of a GenBank genome assembly.